GUGCAUAAUUUAUUUAUAGUUAGUUAAUAAUGGCAGAAAAAGACCCGCUUAUAAGUGAACGCUCUGGAACUGUUAGAGAAGUUGGAAACCAUGCAAUUUGGAGUCUUUCAUCUUGCAAACCGGGUUUUGGAAUCGAUCAAUUGAGAGAUGAUUGCAUGGAUACCUAUUGGCAAUCAGAUGGACAAUUGCCGCAUCUCGUAAACAUCCAGUUUCAAAGAAAAACUAUGGUGUCCCACAUUUAUAUCUAUACAGAUUACAAGUUGGAUGAGAGCUAUACUCCCAGUAGAAUAUCCAUUCGGGCUGGAACUCACUUUAAUGAUCUUCAAGAAAUAGAAGUUAUAGAACUGAUUGAACCAAGUGGUUGGGAAAUGAUACCAAUAAAAGAUAUUCAUGACAGACCUAUAAGAACUUACAUGAUUCAAAUUGCGGUCCUAAGCAACCACCAAAAUGGACGGGACACUCAUAUGAGGCAGAUCAAAAUUCAUUCUCCGUGUGAACCAACAUCAUUUGAUCUUAAUAAAUUGCAGAAUUUUUCUACAGUAAAAUUCCAACAGUAUGCUACUAUUCGGUGAAUGAAAAUAAGAUAU
Papilio machaon (common yellow swallowtail) is the source of this 587-nucleotide messenger RNA. RefSeq names its product anaphase-promoting complex subunit 10 (gene APC10). Lineage: Eukaryota; Metazoa; Arthropoda; Insecta; Lepidoptera; Papilionidae. The record is from RefSeq and is a predicted model, not a curated record. Gene Ontology annotation, biological process: anaphase-promoting complex-dependent catabolic process; protein K11-linked ubiquitination. The transcript has 3 exons. Gene Ontology annotation, cellular component: anaphase-promoting complex. Bases 30 to 572 code for a protein of 180 amino acids.